This is a messenger RNA of Ostrea edulis (European flat oyster), 2227 nucleotides long. RefSeq lists its product as uncharacterized. Lineage: Eukaryota; Metazoa; Mollusca; Bivalvia; Ostreida; Ostreidae. The record is from RefSeq and is a predicted model, not a curated record. The transcript has 8 exons. Bases 1 to 1299 code for a protein of 432 amino acids.
AUGAGGAUCAGAAAACAGGAAGUGGAAAAAUUAAAUUUUCUUUUUAACGUUUUGAACCUUCAUUUAGCUGCUGCUCAGACAAACUACCUUAACUUCUGGAUUCCUGACGAAAUAACAUAUGGUGAUAGUGUUUCUAUAACUUGCAAACCCAAUGACGCAGGGAUUGCUCAUUUUGGUGUUUUGUCGCGUGUGGACCUCUAUCGACAGCGAGAAAAUGAACCAAUGAGAUUAAUAGUCAGAGCCUCGUACGUUUCUGGGUCAACUUCAGCAAAUGUGGAAUGGUUCGACAUUGCCAUAGACAAGAAGGGGAGAGUGACAGCUGUCUUAGGUCCUCCCGAUUCAUCUAUGUUUCGUCUACGUUUGGAUGAUGUUGACUGUACAGACCAGGGUGUAUACAAAUGUGUUGUUACUGAUGCAGCCUCGACAGGAGGUCAAGCUAUGAAAAUGAAAAAAACUACCGUGAAAGGUGACAGUGCUGGUGUUUACCCAAUCACGACAACCUACAUACGUGGCGCUCAGAAAACAGACAUUAGUCAGCUGGCAGUAUUUGCCGCCCUCAGAACUCUUCAAUAUACCUCUCAGACAAUCUACCCCUCAGGGAGCGUGGGUCUCUUCAAUUGUGUAGCAUCCCCCGGGUUUCCUGCUCCCAAACUGCGCUGGUGCAUCAAACGACCUGGUUCCACAUCAUUUCAGAGUUUCGAUUUUAUUUCGAUAGAGCGUAAAAUGAAAGCAAACUCCACUGCACAGGCUUGUUUGUAUUCGAGCUCAAAGCUCUUGCUGCUUCCAGUCCAAGACAGCGAUAAUGGGACAUCUUUGUCGUGCUCAAACUCAGACGAGGAGUGCGGAGCGGUUCCUGCACCUGAUCCGAUUUCUAAUCCCGAUACACCUCUGGCGUCAUUUGUUAUGUCCGAGUCUCCGUCGAAUGAGAAAGAAAUUAUCAUAUACAUAGGGGAGGAUAAAAAUCACGUCGGAGUCCAAGCGGAGGAAAACAGAGCUGGUCAGACAGAACAGACCGACAACAGUUCCAUGGUUGUCCUGGGUAUCGCUGUAGCCGUCAUAGUGUCCGGAAUUAUCCUGCUGACUGUGGCCGUUGUCACAUACCUCAAAGCCAAAAGAAUUGAAGAAGUGGAAAAAAUCAAGGCCGGCAGAAGUAAUCAGUAUUCUGGCCUUGAGAUGUCAGGGAGAGGUGGUUCUGCUCAUUCUGAAGCAUAUGAAGCUAUAGAUAACUUACCCCCAGACCUACCGGCUACAGGGAAACCGUAUGAAAUGGACGAUAUGUACAUGUUACCGAUUUAUUAGUAGUAAAACUGACAUGGAAAGGUAAAAAAAAAAAACAACAAAAAACAAAAAAACAACUGGUACACUGCUCUCGUUUUGCUAGAUUCAUUGACUUUUGAAUUAGUCAAACUUCAGUGAAAAUGCUGGUAUUUUUUUUCCAUCAUGUGAAUGUAUUUAAAUUCCCCCAACAAACGAAUUAGGGGUUGGAGUUAAAGGAAUCAUUCUGUCUCUAUGUCCGUCUGUGCAUGUAGUGUUUGAACCAUUCAAAGAAAAUGCUAUUUCGUGUACAGUCCAGAUCAACAACAGAGGCUCAUAAUGGACGAGAGCUUGCAGGAAUCUGGGCGUUAUAUUGGUGUGGAUUUAAAAAAUAUCCUAGGUUUGGGGGAGUCCCGUGGGAAAUAUUAAUCUGGUUAUAACAGGUCUAGUUUUACAUGUAGUUGCAAAUCUAGUCUCAUGUUUGUGUUGUGACUCAUCAAUUAAAGAAAAAUUCUGUGAUUGUGUUUAAAUGUUCAUAUUUUAAUAUUUAUUUCCCCAUAAUAACUAAACCAUUAACAACCAUGCUUGACACAAAACACUGUUGGAAUUGGGGAAAGUGAAGUUCGUUAAACGAUAGUAUCCUUCUCAGAGGAGAUCGAAUUGAAAAAUGGAAAUACACCUGUGCUAUUUCAAAAUGUUAGCCAUUGUGCCAGAGAACUAGAUGGGGGAAAUUGCAUUGGAGUUCUCAAUCCUCGUUCAUAUUCAAGUUUUUUUUUUUUUUUAAGACACACAGUGCACGUAAUACCACACUCUGUUAAUUUUUUUCACUGGAAUACAAAGGGAGAUAUUUCAAAUUCAAGUAAGAAAAAAAAUACAAUUAGCAAACAUACAUUAUGUACGUCAAAAUGAUAUGUGAGCGUCUUAUGCAUUUUACUGGAGCUUGAACGUCUGCAAAAUCUUUUCCAUAUCAGGU